Adineta ricciae is the source of this 870-nucleotide messenger RNA. Lineage: Eukaryota; Metazoa; Rotifera; Eurotatoria; Adinetida; Adinetidae. The record is from the annotation of a GenBank genome assembly.
AUGGAUGAAGAUGAAAAUGCAAUUAUUUUCGAGAAUGAACGAUUUUCUCAAAGACUUCUAUCAGAAAUCAAAAGUUACACAGUUUUCUAUGAAAAAUUUCUCAAUCUGGGACAGUUUUAUUCUUGGUAUACUCAUUUUACUUCUGCAAAAAAAGAUAUACGUGGCUUUUUUGCCUACAGACGAUUUAUGUAUCCAAAUCGUAUUCGAUUGUUUUAUCAUGUUCCAAUGUUAGAUGGUUCAAUUCUAUUAUCAUCGAAAUUAUUUCGUUUAUAUUAUUAUCGAUCAAAUAAGAAAAGCAUUUUAGUACCGAUUGGUGUACUUAUUUAUUCUUAUCUAAUUGAUAAUUGUAGUUGUUUAUCUGUUGAUGAUAUGGUUUUUAGAGAAUGUACAAGUUCAAUAAUUCAACUAAAACCAAUGAAGAUUGACGAUGAUGGUGGAAUUCCUCUUAUAAAAUCUCAUGACUUAUCAAUUGCUCAUCCUUUAACACUUUUCUUUUUCAAUAAAACACCUUUAUGGGAUAAUUUACUUCCAGGUCGUUACGAUUUAACAUGUCAAAUGCAGUUACGACGUCAGUUGUUCGAUCAAUCUUCUAUUAAUUCUAAUUUACUUAAUGCAGCUCCUAUUGAUAUUAGUUUAUUAGGUGAUAGAGCAGAUCGCGGUGGUCAAUCGAAAUUACUUCGAUAUAAUUUCUUGAUAGAAAAACAUCAGAUGUACGGUGAUGAUCAAUGGUUUAAUAUUACUCUUAUCGAAAAUUUUCUUCUCAAUGAUAUUUCCAAUAUUUACUUUGGUAUUCGUGUUCAAAAUGGUUAUUUAACUUUCUUCAAUAUUUGGAUAAAAAGUAUUCAAUUGAAUUUAAUUUCAAUUAAUUAA